AUGUCAAAUUUUCUUCUCAUUAAGCCAAAGCUGAAAAAUUUCGACAUUUUGAGAAAGUUCAUCGAAUCGACAUCAAGAACAAAGUUACACUUAUCAGUUGAAGAUAGGUUUAUUGGAAUUACAGUCCUAGAAGGUGUUAGUCUUCUGAUAAGAAACCAAAAUCCUACUGCGGAAAAAAUGUCUCAACCACACGAAGUUGCUCAAGCCACUGAAGCUGUGGCUAACUUGCACUUGGACGAGGUUACCGGUGAAAUGGUUUCCAAGUCUGAGUUGAAGAAGCGUAUCAAGCAAAGACAAGUCGAAGCCAAGAAGGCUGCUAAGAAGGCUUCUGCUAAGCCAGUUCCAGAGCCAAAGAAGAAGGUUAACACUGAUGCAUUUGCUGAUUUGGAUCCUUCUCAAUACUUUGAAGCUAGAUCCAGACAAAUCAACGAACUAAGAAAGACUCAAAGUCCAAACCCAUACCCUCACAAGUUCCAAGUCUCUAUUACUUUGCCAGAAUUCUUGGCUAAGUAUGCUCACUUGAAGCGUGGUGAGACUUUGCCAGAAGAAAAGGUCUCUAUUGCCGGUAGAAUUCACGCCAAGAGAGAAUCUGGUUCCAAGUUGAAGUUCUACGUCUUGCACGGUGACGGUGUUGAAGUCCAAGUUAUGUCUCAACUACAAGAUUACCACCAAGAAUCUUCUUACGAAGAUGAUCAUUCUUUGAUCAAGAGAGGUGACAUCGUCGGUGUUGAAGGUUACGUCGGUAGAACUUCCCCAAAGAAGGGUGGUGAAGGUGAAAUCUCUGUGUUCGUUUCCCGUAUCGAGCUAUUGACACCAUGUUUGCACAUGUUGCCAACCGAUCACUUCGGUUUCAAGGACCAAGAAUUGAGAUACAGAAAGAGAUACUUGGAUUUGAUUAUGAACAAGGAUGCUAGAAACCGUUUCAUUACUCGUUCCAAGAUCAUCAGUUACAUUAGAAAAUUCUUGGACACCAGAAACUUUAUUGAAGUUGAAACCCCAAUGAUGAACGUCAUUGCUGGUGGUGCCACUGCUAAGCCAUUCAUCACUCACCACAACGAUUUGGACAUGGACAUGUAUAUGAGAAUUGCCCCAGAAUUGUUCUUGAAAGAAUUGGUUGUUGGUGGUAUGGACAGAGUUUACGAAAUUGGUAGACAAUUCAGAAACGAAGGUAUUGAUAUGACCCACAACCCAGAAUUCACUACAUGUGAAUUUUACCAAGCUUACGCUGAUGUCUAUGACUUGAUGGACAUGACUGAAAUCAUGUUCUCUGAGAUGGUCAAGGAAAUCACUGGUUCUUACGUCAUUAAGUACCACCCAGAUCCAAACGAUCCAGCAAAGGAAAUGGAAUUGAACUUCGCUAGACCAUGGAAGAGAAUCAACAUGAUUGAAGAACUAGAAAAGAGAUUCAAUGUCACUUUCCCACCUGGUGACCAACUUCACACCGCUGAAACUGGUGAGUUCUUGAAGAAGGUCUUGAAGGACAACAAGAUGGACUGUGCUCCACCAUUAACCAACGCUAGAAUGCUAGACAAGUUGGUUGGUGAAUUAGAAGACACCUGUAUCAACCCAACUUUCAUCUUCGGACACCCACAAAUGAUGUCUCCAUUGGCUAAGUACUCCAGAGACCAACCAGGUCUUUGUGAAAGAUUCGAAGUUUUCGUUGCCACAAAGGAAAUCUGUAACGCUUACACCGAAUUGAACGAUCCAUUUGACCAAAGAGCUCGUUUCGAAGAACAAGCUAACCAAAAGGCUCAAGGUGAUGACGAAGCCCAAUUGGUUGACGAAACCUUCUGUAACGCUUUGGAAUACGGUUUGCCACCAACUGGUGGUUGGGGUUGUGGUAUCGACAGAUUGGCUAUGUUCUUGACCGACUCUAACACCAUUAGAGAAGUCUUGCUAUUCCCAACCUUGAAGCCAGAAAUUGUCAAGGAAGAAAAGGAAAAGAAGGCUUAA
Molecule: messenger RNA, 1953 nt
Organism: Kluyveromyces marxianus DMKU3-1042
Lineage: Eukaryota; Fungi; Ascomycota; Saccharomycetes; Saccharomycetales; Saccharomycetaceae
Gene: KRS1
Product: lysine--tRNA ligase KRS1
Exons: 1
Coding region: 1-1953 (650 amino acids)
Biological process (GO): lysyl-tRNA aminoacylation
Cellular component (GO): cytoplasm; cytosol
Molecular function (GO): tRNA binding; lysine-tRNA ligase activity; ATP binding
Source: RefSeq, a predicted model, not a curated record